This is a messenger RNA of Harmonia axyridis, 1757 nucleotides long. RefSeq names its product cytosol aminopeptidase-like. Gene Ontology annotation, cellular component: cytoplasm. Gene Ontology annotation, molecular function: manganese ion binding; metalloaminopeptidase activity. Gene Ontology annotation, biological process: proteolysis. The record is from RefSeq and is a predicted model, not a curated record. Bases 68 to 1717 code for a protein of 549 amino acids. The transcript has 2 exons. Lineage: Eukaryota; Metazoa; Arthropoda; Insecta; Coleoptera; Coccinellidae.
UUUUCAUUCACCUAGUUGUCAAAAUUGAGUCGUGACUUUCAGAUUAGUUCGCGAAAAAAACGAUGAAAUGAAUCAAAUUAAAAGUAGUAUUCUCCGCUGCAGCAGAGCCUUAUCAGGCAUACUGAAGCAACACCAAAACGUGACUUACAGAAACAUAUCGACAGCGCAUGUGCGACUGGCUGUGCCUUCUCCUGCUGACAUUGCAACUGAAGCAUGCUCAGUACGCACUCACAAAGGCCUGGUAAUAGGCCUAUACAUCAACCCAGAUGACCAUUUGGAUGUAGGCACCUUAACACCCACAGGACAAAGGUACAACAGUUACGUAAACAACAGGAUUAUGGAGCUCCUUCAUUUCUGUGGUCCCCCGCCUAGUAAAGGGGUAGUUCGAAUCUUUUACGACGUAGACAAAGCCUUCGACGCUGUCGCUGUAGUGGGCUUGGGACGCCAGUGUCAGGGAUACGAUGUUUUUGAGCAGAUGGACGAAAACAAGGAAGCCAUAAGGAUUGCUGCAGCUGCAGGAUGCCAGGCGUUGCAAGAACUGCACAUGAGGAAGAUAUGUGUGGACAGUUUUGGGCAUUCGGAGUCUGCCGCUGAAGGAUCUGCCCUAGGUGUCUGGCUCUACCAAGAGAAGAGGAGCAAACGGAAUCAACUCAUCAUCCCACUCCUAGAGCUCCACGACGACUGUGACUGGACCGGUUGGCAGAUAGGCCUUCAGAAGGCUGCAGCCCAAAACCUAGCCAGACAGCUGAUGGACACGCCAGCCAACUUGAUGACUCCAACCUCUUUCGCUCAAAACGCAGUCGAGGUCCUUUGCAAGUCAGGAGUGAACGUCGAGGUCAAAGUCAGAGGCUGGGCUGAAACCAACAACAUGAACGCUUUCCUGGCAGUUUCCUCUGGAUCCUGUGAGCCCCCUAUAUUCCUGGAAAUCAGCUACUACGGCUGCGCAAGAGACGAGAGACCGGUGGUUCUGAUUGGUAAAGGUGUGACCUAUAACAGCGGAGGGUUGUGCUUGAGGAACCUUGCGCAUCAGCAGUUGAUGAGAGGUGAAAUGUCAGGAGCUGCAGUGGUGGUAGCCACUUGCAAGGCUGUUGCAGGGCUGCAGCUGCCGUUAAACGUCAGAGGGUUGAUUCCCCUAUGCGAAAAUAUGCCGGGUUGUGGGGCUGUUAAGCCUGGAGACGUUAUAAAAUGCAGCAAUGGGAAGAGCCUCUUCAUCGAAAGCACCAAAUGCGCUGGUAGGCUAGCUCUUGUGGACACCGCCUUCUACGCUCAAAACUUUUGGCCUAGGUUCAUAAUGAACGUAGGUGCUAUCUCGGCUUGUACCCGGAAAAGUUUUGGACAGGCCUGUACGGUAGCCUGUACCAAUUCAGAGGCUUUGUGGGAGUAUAUGUUCGCAGCCUCCAUGCACACCGGAGAUAGAGUGUGGAGGAUGCCUCUUUGGAAGCAUUUCAAUCGGUUGUUGACGGAAAACCAUGAGUGUGAUGUAAAGGUCAACGGGAGAGCUAGGGCUACUGAUACCCACUACGGGGGGCCUUGUAAAGUCGCUUCUUUCAUUGAUGCUUUCAUGCCGGCUGGUGACUGGAUCAACUUGGAUACCAUGGGGGUUAUGUAUUCUACCGGGUUGGAUUUUGUAUACUUACGGGAAGGGAUGUCUGGUCGGCCUACUAGGACCAUAAUUGAAUUUUUGUCUCAAAUAGUUUGUCAAAACGCUUGUGCAUAAUGCCUAUUGUUAAUGUGGAUAAAUACAACAUUGAAAAUUA